UUUGUCGUCCAAAUCCUAAUUCCCUUGAUGGCAUGAUGUGAGGAAAGCCGAACGGCGAACCUGAAAGAAACAGAAUGGGAACGAGAGAGAGGGAGGGGGAGACGGAGAUCUGGAGCUGUUAAUACCCGUCUCAGCCAUCUCUGAAAAAGGAGGCGCCAAAUCCUCCUCACACCUCUUUCUACUCCUAUUACCACCCAAAGCCGCGAGGCAUUUUCCAAAGCCAUCCGUAGCUGGGCUUCAAAGAAGUAUAUGACAGGGUUUGUCAUUCUUCUUCCUAUAGCCAUCACAUUCUAUGUUACUUGGGAUUUCGUUUGCUUUGUGGAUGGUCUCCGGUUUGUCACCUCCAUCACUUUUAUCUUUUUAAUAGGCGUUUUCAUGUCAUCAUGGUGGGGGGCUUCAGUUCUUAUUCUUGGAGAAUGGUUCCUUAAGAAAAUGUCAAUUAUGAGCUACAUUUAUUCUGCCUCUAAGCAAAUAAGUGGAGCAAUAUCACCAGAUCAGGACUCUAAUGCUUUUAAAGAAGUGGCCAUUUUAAGGCACCCCUGUGUUGGGGAAUAUGCAUUUGGAUUUAUUACUUCUACUGUUGUUCUUCAGAAGAGUUUUGGUGAAGAAGAACUUUCUUGUGUUUAUGUGCCCACUAACCAUCUUUAUCUUGGUGAUAUCUUUCUCAUUAGUUCAAAGGAUAUUUUGAGGCCCAAUUUAUAAUUUAGAGCGGGGAUUGAAAUUGCCAUCUCUGGGGGCAUGUCUGUACCUCAAAUAUUAAGCACAGUUGAUGCCGCAGCCAUGGCAACAGGAGCUCAUAAUUUUGCACCAUUGAAAGUAAGAUGAUCUGAUAAACAACUGAUGGUAAGAGCUCAUCUGCCUUUUCAAAUAGCAACUCGCAUCUGUUUCUUUAAGCUGGUUUACCAAGCCAAGCAUAUCUUCAAUGAUUCAAUAGAAUCCUUAAAUAUAGGAAUGACUAGAGUCAGACAUUCCAUCAGAAGGGAUUGCAGAGCAUUUUCUACUGAUGUAUUAAGGGAAAUUAUCUGUUUCUAAUGAUAGUGCCCGUCAAGGGAAGAAAACUAGAAAUAUGCA
Molecule: messenger RNA, 1071 nt
Organism: Rubroshorea leprosula
Lineage: Eukaryota; Viridiplantae; Streptophyta; Magnoliopsida; Malvales; Dipterocarpaceae
Source: the annotation of a GenBank genome assembly